Messenger RNA from Dermochelys coriacea (leatherback sea turtle), 817 nucleotides. It is a transcript of the gene AGRP, whose product is annotated as agouti related neuropeptide. Bases 99 to 593 code for a protein of 164 amino acids. Gene Ontology annotation, cellular component: extracellular region. The transcript has 4 exons. Gene Ontology annotation, molecular function: type 1 melanocortin receptor binding; neuropeptide hormone activity. NCBI's taxonomy places the organism in Eukaryota, Metazoa, Chordata, Testudines, Dermochelyidae. The record is from RefSeq and is a predicted model, not a curated record. Gene Ontology annotation, biological process: adult feeding behavior; positive regulation of feeding behavior; hormone-mediated signaling pathway.
UCCAGCAGGUCUGUUUGCUUGUCCCUUGGAACUUUCUGGCCCACCAGGACAAUAGCUUUCCUAAUGAGGCAGGCAGUGGACACCAGCAAACAUCUCAGAUGUAUCCUGUGACAACAUGGUUCUGGGGGAUCAUGCUGAAUAUGCUGUUGCUGAGUUGGGGAGUGCUGCAGGGAAUCCAGGCCAUCCUCACCUCCGACCUCAGCAGCAGUCACCUGUCAGAGUUGCGCCCUAGUCUGGAUGGGGCAGAGAGGUCCAGCUACCCCAGCCUUCUGCAGAAAUUCAAGGAGGCACCAGUGGGGUCCACAGGGACUUUACCAAGACCUGGGUUUGACAGGAUGGCUAUGGAGCUCCGUGUAGCUGAUGAGGACCUCGUGCAGGAAGCCAGUGUACUGGAGCCAGAGGUGUUGUCUGCUGCACUGGAGGCUCAGGGCCGAGAGGAGCGCUCUCCACGCAGAUGUGUUCGCUUGCUGGAAUCCUGCCUUGGGCACCAGCUCCCCUGCUGUGAUCCUUGUGCCACCUGCUACUGCCGCUUCUUCAAUGCCUUUUGCUAUUGCAGGAAAAUCAAUGCCACGUUCCUGUGUGGCAAGAACUAGUUUUGGCUUGUUCCCCGCCACCCCCUUUUUUCGCUCCUUGGAUUAGUAACUGGUUUUCCUUACGCCCGUGUGCCCUUUGCAGUUCCAAUAAACAAUCUGCUAGUAAAUAGUGUCACCAAGUUCAGUUGUUCCGCCCCUGGCUUUUUCUUUGUCUCUCACAGGGAUAUUCUCCUUUAGCAGGAAACAGCAAAUAUCUUCAUGCCCAUUAGCAAGAAACAUGUUAC